AUGCCAUCAAUAUUCGGCAAAAGUCAUCUUUAUCGUUAUGAUAUUCAAGGUGGUGCUAAAAGUCAUUAUCUUGUUUUUGUUCAUUUACCUUGUUUACAAACACAUCUUAAACAUUUAUAUCAUUUAUCAUUAUUACCAUUUAUUGAAUAUGAACAACAAACAAUUGAAUGUUUAAUGAAUUAUAAUAGUUUAACACGUGAUUGUAUUAAUUAUAUUUUACAACGACUUCAUAUACAUGAUCGUACAAUUUCAAAUUGUUUUGGUUUAUCAUAUUUUAAUAAAAUAAAUAAACAAUGUUAUUGGCUUGAUCCUGAUAUAUCUAUGAAACAACAAAUACCUAAAUCAGAAUUAAAACCAAAUUUAACAUUUACAAUAUUACUCUAUCCACCAGUACCAUAUGCAAUUACAGAUGAAAAAGCUCGAUUAAUUCUGUAUCAACAAAUCUUUUGCAAUUUUAUUUCAUCAAUCUAUACAAUACCGAUAAAUCUUGUUGAAACAUUAUCAGCUUAUUUUCUUCGAGGUUGUUUUGAAAAUAAAUUCAAUGCUGAUAAAAAUCAUGAUAUUCUUCAAUUGAUUAUAGCUGCUGUUGGCCUUUCAGAAGAAAAAACUGAUAGAAUAAAAGAGAAAAUUAUUGAAUUAUAUCGUGAUUUAAAUGAUAUUGAUUUACGAUCAGCACAAAAUCAAUUUGUUCAUCAAAUAUCACAAAUAAAUACAUAUGGAAUGAUACAUUUUGAAAUAAAGAAUGCACUUAAUGAAGCAACAUGUCUUGGACUUAAUCAUCAUGGUAUUCAUUCUCGUUCAUUACUUCGAAAUGAAUUUAAACUUGAAGCUUGUUGGCAUAAUGUAAUAUCAAUUUUAUCGAAUAAACAACAUUCAACAAAUUAUAAUCGUUAUUGUCUUCGUCUUUUUCUAUUAUUUUCACAUCAUUUUUCUAAAUUUAUACCAAAUGAAAUUGAAAACAUUCCAAAAUUAAAUACAUUUCCAAUAAAAAAACAAUGUUUAGUACAUGGUGCAAGUGUACCAGAUCUUCGUUCUGAUGGUGAAUCAUUAAGUAAUGAUUGUACAUCACCAUCAGCUUCAUCAUCAACACGUUCAUCAAAUAAUAGUUCAAAUAUAUGGACGGGUAGUUUACCAAAUUUAACUAUAGAAUUAACAACUCGACAACAAACAAAUGAUAUAUUUAAAAAAAAGAAUGAUCCAUAUGCAACAUUUUCUGAUAAUCUUAAUCAUAUUGAUGAACAAGAAACAAUUUCUUCAAUUCCAAAAAAGGAAGUAGCAUUACGACAUUCAUUACCAGUUCCAUAUCAAUCUCAAUCACCAAUGAAUAAUAAAUUAUCUCAUUAUUCUUUGCUCAUGUCUACUCCCAGUCUUGGUUUAACAUGUUCUCUUGCUACAUUUGAUAAAACUUCUAUAUCACCAUCGAUGAUAAAUAUUUCGAAAAUAUCAUCAUCAUCAUCAAUUAAUCUUUCACCAUGUUUUUCAUGUGAAUGUCUUCAUCGAGGUGAUAAAGAUUCGCUUCUACAAUCACCUUUGAAUAUAUCAACAAUAACAACCAAUAGUCGAUCAUUAUUGAAUUCAAGAACAUAUCUUUCAUCAACAUCAGUACCACUUGAAGUUGAUACUAUUAGUGUUCAUGAUGAUGAUGCACCAACAGAUAUUUGGUUAGCUGAUUUUGAAUCGAAAUUAUUCAAUAAUAUUGUUUAUGAUGAAUUUGAUUCUAUACCACUUGCUCGUAUUAAUAGUUCAAUUCAAGAUGGACGAUUAACUGAAAAUACUCGUCGUAAUCGAUAUGUUGAUGUUAUACCUUAUGAUGAUACACGUGUUCGAUUAAUACCAACAAAAGAUAAUUUACAUGGUUAUAUAAAUGCAUCACAUGUUAAAAUUCGUAUUGAAAAUACAAUUUAUUCAUAUAUAGCAGCUGAAUCUCCAUUACCAUUAACUGUAUAUGAUUUUUGGCGAAUGAUAUCUGGUAGUAAUAUACAUGUUAUUGUUAUGUUAAUUGGUAAUGAUCCACAAUUAUGUGCAAAUUAUUUUCCAAGAAAUAAAAAUGAAAAAUGUCGAACAGAUGAAUUUGAAAUUGAAUUAAUAUCAGAACAAAAUCGACAAGAUUAUCAUAUACGUCAUUUACGAAUGAAAUUUAUUAAUGGACAACGAAUACGUACUAUUAUUCAUUUACAAUAUAUUGCUUGGGAUGAUGCACAAUUACCACUUGAUACAAAAUCAUUUAUUGAUUUUAUUAAUGUAGCAAAUAGUUUUCGAAGACAUUAUGGUGAAACUAAUCCAUGUCUUGUUCAUUGUACGGCUGGUAUUGGUCGUACUGGAAUUUUUAUUCUAAUUCAUGUAAUGAUUCAAUGUAUCACAUUUAAUAAAAAAGUAAGUGUAGCAAGUGUAUUAAAAGUAAUGCGUGAACAUCGAAUGUCACUUGUCGAUCGUACAUAUUCAUAUGUUUUUGUUUAUCGUUGUCUUAUUGAUUAUUUAAAAACAUCUAGACUAAUCUAA
Messenger RNA from Rotaria sordida, 2499 nucleotides. The record is from the annotation of a GenBank genome assembly. Lineage: Eukaryota; Metazoa; Rotifera; Eurotatoria; Philodinida; Philodinidae.